This is a messenger RNA of Cladocopium goreaui, 810 nucleotides long. The record is from the annotation of a GenBank genome assembly. NCBI's taxonomy places the organism in Eukaryota, Dinophyceae, Suessiales, Symbiodiniaceae.
AUGGGGAGCACCCCGAUCCCUCCUGGAGAUAGCCAAGCAGUCCCAAAAGCCAAGCCAAAACCCAAGCCUAAGUCGAGUGCACCAAAGGUCAAGACUGAUGAGCAGUUGGCACGUGCAGCUGUGGUAAAGGCAAAUGCGAAUCUCCUUGAAAUUUCGCAGUGGGACUACAAGCUGGCGAACGCCAGUGUGCCCAAAGUUGUUCGGGAUGCUUACGUGAGCAGCAUGGAGACUGAGGGCAAGGAGCUCCGUGAUGCAAAGACAGCUGUGGAAUUGGCGCUGAGUUUGGGGCAGUCCUUAAAGGAACCCACCGAAAAGUUGGAAUCUGCGAAUGAAAACUACCGAAAGUCAAGUGGCCAAGUCAAGAAAGCAUGUGACCACAGCUUUGCUGAUUUCUUGAUUUCUUCGCUUGGCCGUGGUGCCACCUCUUGCGCGGAGCUUCAAAAAGCAGCUCAUGCCUCUGUGAAGGAGGCUGAGGUGGCCCGGCGUGGCUAUGUGAGUUGCGAGGAGAUUGGAAGUGGAGCAGAGAAGCCUUUGCUCUAUCCACCCACUGGGGAGCCAGGGCAGUUGGCGAUUCUGUCAGUACUUCGGAGUGUGGCGCGAUGGCGUUUGUUGCCCAAAGUGCACCCCUUUCGGCACAUGAACGAAGAUAUGCGAAAUCGGUUGUACAACUAUCGUUACUGUCAUACCUUUAAAGACGAAGAUAAUGUUGGCGUCUGCAAGAAGCUUGCAGAACGAGUAGCCAAAGGUGACUUAAUGGAAUACCGGAUCAUGACCCGGUUUCUUCUUCGAGUGGGUUCUUGGGCGCCAUGA